CGCACGUGACAGUUAUAUUGUCACUGUGAAUAUUUCUUACUAAACUUCAGUGUGAAUUUUUCUUCGUACUCCAACGACGUCGUAACGCGCAGCUGACUGACCUCUACCAGAAAAACUACUCGGCUCCAGUAGUAGAGAAAAAUUCUUAUUAGAAAAUUAUUAAUUGUAGAGUUUGUGUGCCAACAAACGAUUUUGUGAGACUCUAAUUCGGAGCGCAAAUAAAUUGAGGAGAAAAUGUCGAUAUCUGCAAAACAAGCUAACAGGGAGCACGUCCUGGCCGUUUCCCGGGAUUUCAUCUCCCAGCCACGUUUAACAUACAAGACUGUUUCUGGUGUCAAUGGUCCCUUGGUCAUUUUGGAUGAAGUGAAAUUCCCCAAGUUCGCCGAAAUUGUACAAUUGCGUCUGGCUGAUGGCACAGUUCGCUCCGGACAAGUGCUCGAGGUGAGCGGCUCCAAAGCUGUCGUUCAAGUGUUUGAGGGUACAUCUGGCAUUGAUGCGAAAAACACAGUGUGUGAGUUCACUGGUGAUAUUUUGCGUACACCUGUGUCUGAGGAUAUGUUGGGUCGUGUAUUCAACGGCUCUGGCAAGCCCAUCGACAAAGGUCCCCCAAUUUUGGCUGAAGAUUUCUUGGAUAUCCAAGGUCAACCCAUCAACCCUUGGUCCCGUAUUUAUCCCGAAGAAAUGAUCCAAACCGGUAUUUCUGCUAUUGAUGUGAUGAACUCCAUUGCUCGUGGUCAAAAAAUUCCAAUCUUCUCAGCCGCUGGUCUGCCACAUAACGAAAUUGCCGCUCAGAUCUGUCGUCAAGCUGGUUUGGUUAAGAUUCCCGGAAAAUCUGUUUUGGACGAUCAUGAAGAUAACUUUGCCAUCGUAUUCGCUGCUAUGGGUGUGAACAUGGAAACUGCUCGUUUCUUCAAACAAGAUUUCGAAGAGAACGGUUCCAUGGAGAACGUGUGUCUUUUCUUGAAUUUGGCCAACGAUCCAACCAUUGAACGUAUUAUUACACCUCGUCUAGCCUUGACCGCUGCCGAGUUCUUGGCAUACCAGUGCGAAAAGCACGUUUUGGUCAUCCUUACAGACAUGUCUUCAUAUGCUGAAGCUUUGCGUGAGGUGUCGGCUGCCCGUGAAGAAGUGCCCGGUCGUCGUGGUUUCCCCGGUUACAUGUACACUGAUUUGGCUACCAUCUAUGAACGUGCCGGACGUGUUGAGGGUCGCAAUGGUUCCAUCACACAAAUUCCCAUUCUUACUAUGCCUAACGAUGAUAUCACCCAUCCAAUUCCUGAUUUGACUGGUUACAUUACUGAAGGCCAAAUUUACGUUGAUCGUCAACUGCACAACAGACAAAUCUAUCCCCCAGUCAACGUGUUGCCAUCUUUGUCACGUUUGAUGAAAUCUGCCAUUGGUGAGGGCAUGACCCGCAAAGAUCACUCUGAUGUCUCCAAUCAGCUGUAUGCCUGCUACGCUAUCGGUAAGGAUGUGCAAGCUAUGAAAGCUGUCGUCGGUGAGGAGGCGCUGACGCCUGAUGAUUUGCUGUACUUGGAGUUCUUGACCAAAUUCGAAAAGAACUUCAUUUCUCAGGGUAACUACGAAAACCGCACCGUCUUCGAAUCGUUGGAUAUUGGUUGGCAAUUGCUGCGUAUCUUCCCCAAGGAGAUGCUUAAGCGUAUCCCCGCUUCAAUUCUCGCGGAAUUCUACCCCAGAGAUUCCCGCCAUUAAACUUAUUAUCAAUUAUGUUGCUUUUUUUGUUUUAUUGGUUUUACGCUGCAGUUUUAAACGCAUUGCGCCAUCAGCCUACAUUCAACAUCAUAAAUUAUAUAGCAAGCGCGCUGUUGAACCAUUUAGGCCCUAUCAGAUAUACUAUUAAUUAUCAGUUAAUAUAUGUAGCAAGCAUCGAUAGUAAGUUAAAUAUGAAAUGGGAAAAAUGUGAAAUAUGCUUCAAACUGCAACUGGAAGUGAAACUGCAAGUGAAACUAAUUAAUUACGGCCGAACGAAGAUAUUUAGCAAAAUAGGAGACAGAAAAUUGUAAUUGAGACGCGCUUGAUGAUUCACACGUCCGCUAUGUGUGGCGUUCAAAUAUUUUAUUACAAAUACUUAAAUUAUAAAUGUGUUAGACAAAUUGUAUGCACUUUAUGGAAGUAAUUAAACCUACUAUACUUGCUAAAUUCAUUGUUAUAUAAAGCAUAAACACCGAUAACACACGUACACAGUAAUAAGAAUGUAAAUAACUAAUUGUGAAAUGUGAAUCACUGUAAAAACGCAGCAUAAAUGUGUUAUUUCGUGUUUUUAUUCGUUCAUUGUAAGAUCUUGUAAAUUAUAUCAGGUUUUUGCGUCUGCUACAAUUAUAUAAUUUUGUUUUAUUUUAUUUUAUCGAAAAAAAAAAUGUUAAAGAACCCUCUGAUCCUAAGUAACGCAGCCCAACCACCAGUCGCAGUUGCGAUCAAACUUGUUUGUUCUCACAUUUUUUUUAGUUCUAAGUUCUAACGUUUGAAGUCAAAGCUAAAAGCACACACACACACACUUACAUAUAGAGCAUUCCAAUUUAAAGUUAUUUUUAAUUAACGCAAUAAUGUUUUAUUCAUGCAUGCAUGUUACUUCAAGUAUUAAAAAAUAUAUCCCAACUCGUCUCACACGCACACAAAUACAAACACACGUCUUUUCCUUGGACCCCUUGGUUGGCUUGGCGAGCAUCUAUCGCAACGAUUCGGCACAAUUAGCCAACCAGUCAGUAAAGUGAGAGUUAAUGAGUCUUUAUUUUUGUUGUUUUCUCCUGUUUUUCACAGCUUUUGAAUUGCUUUUCAUUUCUUUCACGGGGCAUACUGUUAAAUUUGUUGAAACUAACCACCACUGGAUAAUGAUAAUUGCCAGUGACAAUAAUUCUUAAUAAUGUUUGUUGUAAACUAGAACGCAAUAGCGGGAUCAAAAAUGUAGAAAAAACUAUUACAUAUAUAUAAAUUUAAUAUUACAAUUUAUGUAUGUAUGUAAAAAAUAAAAUUUAUGAAACUAUGUAUAUCAACUACAACAAUAAAGUGAGAGACAAAUGUAUUACUCUGUUAAA
This is a messenger RNA of Zeugodacus cucurbitae (melon fly), 3053 nucleotides long. RefSeq names its product V-type proton ATPase subunit B (gene Vha55). Bases 235 to 1713 code for a protein of 492 amino acids. Gene Ontology annotation, cellular component: proton-transporting V-type ATPase, V1 domain. Lineage: Eukaryota; Metazoa; Arthropoda; Insecta; Diptera; Tephritidae. Gene Ontology annotation, biological process: ATP metabolic process; proton transmembrane transport. The record is from RefSeq and is a predicted model, not a curated record. Gene Ontology annotation, molecular function: proton-transporting ATPase activity, rotational mechanism; ATP binding. The transcript is spliced from 5 exons.